Molecule: messenger RNA, 933 nt
Organism: Parus major (Great Tit)
Lineage: Eukaryota; Metazoa; Chordata; Aves; Passeriformes; Paridae
Product: UPF0746 protein DDB_G0281095-like
Exons: 2
Source: RefSeq, a predicted model, not a curated record
CAGCAGGAUUCCGAGCAGCAGCAGCCACAGGAUUCCGAGCAGCAGCACGAGUCUGAGCAGCAGCAGCCUUCUGCACAAGAGCAGCCUUCUGAGCAGCAGCAGCUUUCUGAGGAGGAGCAGCUGGAUUCCAAGCAGAAGAAGCAUUCCAAGAAGCAUCGCCGCUCCAAAGAACGGCACCUCUCUCAGCAGCAGCAGCAGCAGCCUUCUGAGCAGCAGCAGCCUGAACAACAGCAGCAGCAGUCCGAGCAACAGCAGCAGCAGUCCGAGCAGCAGCAGCAGCAGCCUGAGCAGCAGCAGCAGGAGCAGUCCAAGCAGCAGCAGGAUUCCAAGGAGAAGCAGUCCAAGCAGCAGGACCGUUCCAAGAAGCUACGCCGCUCAAAGCAAAAGCAGCUCUCUCUGGAGCCUGUCAGUUCCUCCCUGGAAAUCUUCCCAGACAUCAUCCAUGAUGUGCCCCUGUUCUCUAUCAACCCCGACCACGGCACCAUCGCUCCUGGCCGGCAGCAGACCUUCCAAGUGCUGUUCUCCCCAAAGUGUGUGGGGAACUUUGAGAUCACCAUGCUGUGCAGCAUUCCUAACCUGGAGCCGAGUCGCAGGAGGGUGCGGGUGAUUCUGAAGGGCAGAGCCCGGGAUCAGAAGAGUUUUGAUAGAGAGAAACGCUCUGCCUUACGGCAGGCAGAGGAAGGCCAGAGACCCAAGAAGCAGGUGCGCUGGCAGCCAACACCCGAGUGAAGGCAUUUGUGUCAGCUGGAGCAUACAGCAGGAGCUGGCAACAUCUUGUUUUUCUGCUGCUGAUGGUCUCCCACCUCCUACCUGAGACCUCUGCAGCCACCCUCCCAAGCUCCAGUGGACACCUCUGAAUUAUCAUUUAACUAACCAGUUGUUAGUUAAUUGGUAAUUAACUAUUAAUCACUCUUCAUUAAAGAGGUGUUCACA